Molecule: messenger RNA, 1923 nt
Organism: Penicillium argentinense
Lineage: Eukaryota; Fungi; Ascomycota; Eurotiomycetes; Eurotiales; Aspergillaceae
Exons: 3
Coding region: 1-1923 (640 amino acids)
Biological process (GO): acetyl-CoA biosynthetic process; fatty acid biosynthetic process; tricarboxylic acid cycle
Cellular component (GO): cytosol
Molecular function (GO): ATP citrate synthase activity
Source: RefSeq, a predicted model, not a curated record
AUGCCUGCCACUUCGCUGUCCGCCGGCAACGGCGCCAAUGCCAACGACAACAUCACACGCUUCAACCCCCCCAGCCGUGUGCUCUCUCCCCUCAGCCACGCCCUCUUCCACAACAAGACACGAUGCUUCGUAUAUGGCAUGCAACCCCGAGCCGUGCAGGGCAUGCUCGACUUUGACUUCAUCUGCAAGCGCACCACCCCCUCCGUGGCCGGUAUCAUCUACACCUUCGGCGGCCAAUUCGUCAGCAAGAUGUACUGGGGUACCAGCGAGACCCUCCUCCCCGUCUACCAAGACGUUGAGAAGGCCAUGGCCAAGCACCCCGAUGUCGACACCGUCGUCAACUUCGCCUCUUCCCGUUCCGUCUACAGCUCCACCAUGGAGCUCAUGAACUGCCCCCAGAUUCGCUCCAUCGCCAUCAUUGCCGAGGGUGUUCCCGAGCGUCGUGCCCGUGAGAUCAUGGUCACCGCCAAGGAGAAGGGCAUUACCAUCAUUGGUCCCGCCACCGUCGGUGGUAUCAAGCCCGGUGCGUACAAGAUCGGUAACACCGGUGGUAUGAUGGACAACAUUGUCGCCUCCAAGCUGUAUCGCAAGGGUUCCGUCGGUUACGUCUCCAAGUCCGGUGGUAUGUCCAACGAACUCAACAACAUUAUCUCUCAGAACACCGACGGUGUGUACGAGGGUGUUGCCAUCGGUGGUGACCGUUACCCCGGCACCACUUUCAUUGACCACCUGCUCCGUUACCAGGCCGAGCCUGAGUGCAAGAUCCUCGUCCUGCUCGGUGAGGUCGGUGGUGUUGAGGAGUACCGUGUGAUCGAGGCCGUCAAGAACGGCACUAUCACCAAGCCCAUCGUGGCCUGGGCCAUCGGUACUUGCGCCAGCAUGUUCAAGACCGAGGUUCAGUUCGGUCACGCUGGUGCCUCCGCCAACUCCCAGCUGGAGACCGCUGUCUACAAGAACAAGGCCAUGCGUGAGGCCGGUAUCUACGUCCCCGAGACCUUCGAGGACCUCCCCCAUACCCUGAAGGAGGUCUACGAGGCCGAGCUCAAGAAGGGCACCAUCACCCCCGCCCCCGAGCCCGUUGUCCCCAAGAUUCCCAUCGACUACUCCUGGGCCCAGGAGCUGGGUCUUGUCCGCAAGCCCGCUGCUUUUAUCUCCACUAUCUCCGACGACCGUGGCCAGGAGCUGCUGUACGCCGGUAUGCCCAUCUCUGACGUCUUCAAGGAGGACAUCGGUAUCGGUGGUGUCAUCAAGUUCCUGGAGAUGGUUCUCAUGCUCACUGCCGACCACGGUCCCGCCGUGUCUGGUGCCAUGAACACCAUCAUCACUACCCGUGCCGGCAAGGACCUGAUCUCUGCCCUGGUCUCCGGUCUCCUGACCAUUGGUUCCCGCUUCGGUGGUGCGCUGGACGGUGCCGCUGAGGAGUUCACCAAGGCUUACGACAAGGGCCUCAGCCCCCGUGACUUCGUCGACACUAUGCGCAAGGAGAACAAGCUCAUCCCCGGUAUUGGCCACAAGGUUAAGUCCCGCAACAACCCCGAUCUGCGUGUCGAGCUUGUCAAGGAGUUCGCCCAGAAGCACUUCCCCAGCACCAAGCUGCUCGACUACGCCAUCGCCGUCGAGACUGUCACCACCUCCAAGAAGGACAACCUCAUCCUGAACGUCGACGGCUGCGUUGCUGUCUGCUUCAUCGAUAUGAUUAAGAACUGCGGUGCUUUCUCCACCGAGGAGGCCCAGGAUUACCUUCAGAUGGGUGUCCUCAACGGUCUGUUCGUGCUUGGUCGUUCCAUCGGUCUUAUUGCCCACUACCUCGACCAGAAGCGCCUGCGUACCGGUCUGUACCGUCACCCCUGGGACGACAUCACCUACCUUCUUCCCACCCUGCAGAAGGGUGGUGCCGAGGGCCGUGUCGAGGUCAGCAUUUGA